Molecule: messenger RNA, 876 nt
Organism: Aureobasidium namibiae CBS 147.97
Lineage: Eukaryota; Fungi; Ascomycota; Dothideomycetes; Dothideales; Saccotheciaceae
Exons: 2
Source: RefSeq, a predicted model, not a curated record
AUGGGACGACUGCAACCGACAGUCGUUGUCACUCCUCAGGCAAACAGACGUUCGGAUCGUGCCAAAAGGGCAAAGGAUACUGUCAACAGAGUAAUUCCGGAUAUUCUCAAGUCGAGUCCGAGGGCCAGGCAUGGCAUCCACAACGCUGUCUUGACAACAGAUCCCAAGCUGGAUAGCAAUAUCGAGAAACCGUCGACGUCGGACUUGACGAUCCGACUCUGUAACACGGACUCCCUUACUGCAGCUCGUCGUCUGACCCACUCGUCCCCGACCAGGUCGACAAACGUUUGUAUCCUAAACAUGGCUUCCCCUCUUCGCCCUGGUGGUGGUUUUCUGGACGGUGCAACCAGCGCUGAGGAAUUUCUUUGCAUGCGUACCACCUUGUAUGCAUCACUCUGGGAUGACUUCUACCGACUACCAGAGGUUGGCGGUGUCGUGACCCCAGAUGUUCUGGUACACAGAGACAGUACUCCCGAGGCAGAAGACUUGCCAAAGCGAGAACGUUUCUUUGUUGAUGUGAUCAGCGCGGCCAUGAUCCGAUUCCCCGAGACCAACAGCGCACGCAUCGCCGAGAAGGAAGAUGCUGAAGGCGGCUGCUCAUGUGGUGUGAGCUAUUGCGACCGUGACCGCGAACUUGUGACACACAAGAUGCGUGGCGUGCUUCGCAUGGCGCAAAGUCGCGGAGCUGAAAAGCUUAUUCUCGGAGCGUGGGGCUGUGGUGCCUAUGGAAAUCCUGUGCGCGAAGUUGCAAAGAUCUGGAAGCGCGUUAUACUUGGUACUACCAGAAAGGCAGAAUCCUGGCCAGGCAUCAGGGAGAUUAUCUUUGCAAUCACCGAUCGCGGUCAAUUGAAGGAGUUCGAAAAAUGCUUCGGAGAU